This is a messenger RNA of Leishmania major strain Friedlin, 2724 nucleotides long. RefSeq lists its product as hypothetical. The coding region runs from base 1 to 2724 and encodes 907 amino acids. The record is from RefSeq and is a predicted model, not a curated record. NCBI's taxonomy places the organism in Eukaryota, Euglenozoa, Kinetoplastea, Trypanosomatida, Trypanosomatidae. The transcript has a single exon.
AUGCUCCGCAUCAUCCUUCAACGCUUAGCGGUGCAGCGCCGCAUUGCCGAGCAGCUGGAGGCGGUGUCGCUGGACGAGGUGCUGCGCCGCAUGCAGUCAAGCUCACUGACAAACCCCGCGCGCUCCCUCGAGGCCCACUUUGUAUUGGCCACAGAAAGGCGUGAUCAUGAGCGGGCUGCACCAACAGCGGCCUCACCGUGCGCAGAGACCCUGAGGGAACCUUCUGAUGACCUGCUGCGCGACGCUCUCAGCGAGCGGCUGCUCGCCGAGGUGCGCCGAGAUCUCAGCUCGCCCACCAUCACCCUCGACGAUGGCGGCUUGAUGCUGGCCAACUGCCUACGACAUGGGCUUUCCCCUCUCGCCACGCAGCAGGUUUUUGCCCUCUGGCAACGGCGCAUGCACCACGCCACGACUGGUGCGUCUUCCGCUGCAGCGCCCCGCACAUCCAUCUCGAUGCUUGGCAUGGGAAAGAGCAAAACUGCCUUCGCGCGCGCUGGUGGAGGCGCUGCCGGUGUGAGUGAUCUGGCACAGUUUCAGUCUCUCGUUCGCGUGAUGGAGGCGUGCCUUGAUGCUCAUGAUAAGCAGCAGCGAGAACUCAGUCGCUUUCGGAAACGAACCUCCUCAGCAGCGGCAGCGGAUGCGCGGAAAAUACAAUCGAAGAGCUCCAUCGCCUUCACCCUUGAUGACUUGGCGGCUCUGGUAGACACCGUGGAGCAGCACUGGACGCUCUUUAUCGAUCACGGCACCUCGACGACAGGACUGCUGGUGCAGUUCACCGCGCUCGCUCUGGUGCUGACGGGGUGUGCUUCGUCGGCGGCAGCCGAGGCAGAGCCUGGGAGCAAAUUCGCGAACAGCCUGCGGCGGCUGAGUCACUUGCAGACGGAUCGUGCGCUGCUGCAGCAGCGCAUCUUCGGCUUAUGUGAUCAAGCCAUCGUGUCGCUGUGCUCUCAAGAAGAGGAGGCUGCGGCAGCAGGCGAUGGCGGCAUACCGUCUCGUCGAGAGAGUCUGUGGUGGUAUCGACCGCAGGAGCUGGUGCGUCUCUCGCAGGCGAUGCGGUUGAUUGAGGUCUACGAAGUGGAGCAGCGACGGGGCAGCAGGUACAGCAGCGGCACCGGAUCACCUGUUGAGCACUCCUCCCAUGGCGAAGGGGACGGGCCACGCAGGCCAGGAAGCAGCGUCGCACGAACUUCGAGGAGGGACGCUGGCAAGACGAUGUCGAGUUCGUCCAACCCGGUGCGGGGCACGCCGCCAAGUCGUGCGCAGACUGCGCCUGUGUUCCCCAAGGCCCGCUGGCUGCUUCGGCUGCCCACCACGUGGUGGCCCGCUUCUUCUACAUCCCUUCAUGGGGUCCCUGCGGAGCAUCGAAAGACAGAGGCAGCUGCCCGGGCAAGGCGGCGGCUCGGUGCCUAUGUGACGCAUCACGCACUGCAGCAUACGUCUACAGUGACGCCGCCCCCGGUACCCUCGUACGCAGUAUCGCCCGCCCUGGCGUCCAUCUCCCUUGCCGAUGUCGAGGAUAUCUUCGCCGUGGUGUGCGCCACAGCGUCGUCCGUGGCCUCCACGGAGGCAGUGACCGCGUUCUCGUGGUGGGUGCGCGAUGUCUUCUUUCAGCAGCACCGACAUCGCAGUCUGCACGAUGUGCAGGAAAUGGCUGGGCUCCUUGGGAUUGCAGAGGUCUGCGUCGCGUACCCGGAUGGGACUCAGACGGUGCUCGCUGAGGCGCUCAAGUGUCUUCAGCGCUCUGCCCUCGUUUUGUGGUGCGUUGGUGACACGGCAGUGACUAGCGGGCCCGACACGCCGGGGAUGCUGUGGUCACGCGCGUGCGAGGUCGUCGGCGAUGCACUGGCGCUCGCGACCGUCCGUGCAGAGGCCCAACGCACGCUGCGAGCGCUAGUGCACACGGUAAGCCAGCACGCGUCCUCUUGUAUCGUGACAAGGGAGCCGAGCAGCGAGCUGGCGCGUCGGCAUCAGCGUUACGGCCUCUUGGUGCUCGCAUGCUUGCAGCUGCAGUCACCUGACGGUAUCAUCACACCGGCCCUGAAGCGGAUGAUUCUAGAGCUCGUUUUCUCUGCGCCGUUCCGCCGCGAUGAUGCUGAUCACGGGGGGCCGGCUGCGGUGGCGCGCGCUCUGUUCCUUUUCACGCGACCGGAACCGGCUCUUCGUGAGCCUGCAUCCACCCAAGGCGUGCCACGGCGGGAUCGAGUCAUUCCGCACCUUUUGAAUGAGCUGACACGGCUCGUCUCCCCGGCGGCGGCUGCGUUGGACGAUGGAGCGACCGCCGCGGUCGAGGACGGCGGGGGCAGUGCGCAACUUCUGCAGCAGCUGACCUCAGCUGAGCGGCAAAUGCUGCGCUCCGCGCUGCAGGAGGUGCGGCUGCAGACGCAGCACGAGAUGAAGGAAAGGCCGCUGUGGGGACCCAUGGUAGCCCCCAGCAGCAGUGAAGCGGGUCCAGGCCAAGCAGCGCGUACAGCAUCCUUGCAGCUGCCCUUGUCGCUGCCAGUGACUGCGCAGGUUGGCGUUGUCAGCUCCGCGGAUGCCUCGACGUCGUCCUCCGAUCGACAAGCGGGUGCGAUGGGUGCAAAAAGCGGUCUGGGUCGGGCUUGCACCGAGUGCCACGCGCGAACCCCUCGGCAUCGCAUGCGCGCAUCCGAGGAGCAUCUGCUGAUUCAGUCGGAGAUCGAUACUCUGACCCGCUAUCUCCGUCAGCGCCGCUCUCCGGGGUGA